This is a messenger RNA of Chelonoidis abingdonii (Abingdon island giant tortoise), 2520 nucleotides long. RefSeq names its product THO complex subunit 1 (gene THOC1). Gene Ontology annotation, molecular function: protein binding. Gene Ontology annotation, biological process: mRNA export from nucleus; signal transduction. Gene Ontology annotation, cellular component: THO complex part of transcription export complex. The record is from RefSeq and is a predicted model, not a curated record. Lineage: Eukaryota; Metazoa; Chordata; Testudines; Testudinidae.
UAUCUCUCUGGCCCUUGGGAUGCGACAGGCCGUUGGCUGAGGGCGCUCUAGCCCGAGGAAGGCGGUGGGGGGAGUUCGCUGUUCUCUAUGGUUUCUACACAGAGCCGCUGAGCGAUGGCGUCAUAAGCGCGGGCCGUGGAGCGCCGGACCUGCAAGAGGGACGAUGUCGCCACCGCUCUUCAGCCUUCCCGAGGCGCGGCUCCGCUUCACGAAUUCUACUCGUGAUGCUUUGACCAACAAAACUAUCAAACCCUUACUGAAUGCAUUUAACCAGAUUCCUGGAAGUGAGAAUGAAAAGAAAUGCACCCUGGAUCAAUCUUUCAGAGUUGUUCUAGAAGAGGAAAUUAUAAAUCAAGCUUCAUGUGAAAAUGUCUUGGCUAUUAUUUCUCUUGCUAUUAAUGCAGUGACAGAUGGUAUCUGCACAGCAUCAACCCCUUUUGUGCUUCUGGGAGAUGUUCUGGAUUGCCUACCAUUGGAUCAGUGUGACAAAAUUUUUACAUUUGUUGAAAAAAAUGUCACUACAUGGAAAUCAAAUACAUUUUAUUCGGCUGGGAAGAAUUACUUGCUGAGAAUGUGCAAUGAUCUCCUAAGAAGAUUAUCUAAAUCACAGAACACAGUCUUCUGUGGAAGAAUUCAGCUAUUCCUGGCUAGAUUAUUUCCUCUUUCAGAGAAGUCAGGACUUAAUUUGCAAAGUCAGUUUAAUCUGGAAAAUGUCACAGUUUUCAAUACUAAUGAACAAGAGAGCACUCUGGGACAGAAGCAUAUAGAGGAGAGAGAUGAAGGAAUGGAAGUAGAAGAAGGUGAAAUGGGAGAUGAUGAAGCUCCUACAAGUUGCUCCAUUCCAAUAGAUUACAACCUGUAUAGAAAAUUCUGGUCGCUUCAGGAUUACUUUAGGAAUCCUGUGCAGUGCUAUGAGAAGAUCUCGUGGAAGACAUUUCUUAAGUAUUCGGAAGAAGUUUUGGCUGUUUUUAAAAGCUACAAAUUGGAUGACACACAGGCCUCCAGAAAAAAGUUGGAAGAGCUAAAAACAGGGGGAGAACAUGUCUACUUUGCAAAGUUCUUAACUAGUGAAAAGCUAAUGGAUUUACAGCUGAGUGACAGUAACUUCCGCCGUCACAUCUUGCUGCAGUAUCUAAUACUAUUUCAGUAUCUAAAGGGACAGGUCAAAUUUAAAAGUUCAAACUACAUUCUAACUGAUGAACAGUCCCUCUGGAUUGAAGAUACUACAAAAUUGGUUUACCAGCUUCUUUCAGAAAACCCCCCAGAUGGUGAAAGAUUCUCAAAAAUGGUAGAGCAUAUAUUAAACACUGAAGAAAACUGGAACACCUGGAAAAAUGAAGGCUGUCCAAGUUUUGUGAAAGAAAGACCAUCAGAUUGCAAGCCAACAAGAUUUGUGAGAAAGAGGCCAGCUCCAGAGGAUUUCCUAGGGAAAGGUCCAAACAAAAAAAUUCUCAUGGGGAAUGAGGAGCUAACUCGGCUUUGGAAUUUAUGUCCGGACAACAUGGAAGCUUGUAAAUCUGAGACUAGGGAAUACAUGCCGACACUGGAGGAGUUCUUUGAAGAAGCUAUUGAGCAGGCAGAUCCUGAAAACAUGGUUGAAAAUGAAUAUAAGGCUGUGAAUAAUUCUAAUUAUGGCUGGAGAGCAUUAAGAUUACUAGCACGCAGAAGUCCCCACUUCUUCCAGCCAACCAAUCAACAAUUUAAGAGUUUACCAGAAUACUUAGAAAACAUGGUAAUCAAAUUAGCCAAGGAGUUGCCUAAAUAUCGGGAUUGUGGUGUUUGUCAUCAGUCUUAGAGGAUCCAUAAUUGUGUUUGGGAGCUUUCUUAUUCCUAACCUGAAGACAAAGAGAGGAAACUCAAUUCUUAAUAAAAAAAAACAAACCUUUUUUCAGCAUGUUCAGUCAUUUGAAUUAACCAGUUGUUUUAAAAAAUUGUUUUUAACACUCAGUAAACAUCGCAUUCUUUUCAAUCAUGUUUCACUUGGCAUAGUUACUCUGUCAUCCUACUAGUUUUAUAGUCAUCUAUCUGGUCCUACAGCAAAAAAUUUCAAAUGUUGAACAGGAAGGAACCUUUUUUUAAUCCUCUCAGGCUUUUUAUCCAUCAAAAAAGGCCAUAAGCUCAAUAUUUUUUCCAUUGAAUGCCACCGUCGGCUAAUGAACAGGAAAAUGGGCAGGGGAGUGGGGAACAGGGUUUGGAAAAAACAAGCAGCACUGAAUAUCCCAUAGUAUCAUAGAUCAUAGUGGAAUGAUUAGUUUCUCCUACAGUGAGCAAGUUCCAGGCAAGCUUUUGUUUUCUUGAAAAGAGCAGGAGAUUCUCCUGUGACUAGGCCAGUAGUAUUUUGUUGUUGUGGCUGUUGCUGUUGCUGUUGGGGUUUUCGGCUACAGAAGUAUAAUGUGUGGGUUUUUUGUACACAAAUGUCUUGUCAAAUUGUCUAUUCUAGCAGGCAUGUCAGGGACCAUCACACAGCUAUAACAUUUCUUUUUAAACACAAAAGCCAUCAAGUGAUAUUUAAUUCUCUCA